AUGGUAGUUGAAAUAAAACAGCGAAUUACUAAAGAAAAUAAACAACAACAAGAUAGAUUAUUAAUUGGAGCUGUUGAGCCAAAUGUUAUUAUUGAAAUAGAUCCAAAUCAUGUUAGUAAAAGAGAAUUAGGUAAUACAUUAAGAUUAGAAUUAUUUAAUUCAAUAAAAUCAAUAAUUUCUAUUGAUAUGAAUGAAUAUACAGAAUCUAAUUCAAAUAUUCGAUUCAUAGAUAAAUUAUCAAAUUAUGUUAGUUUUGAACAAGAUAGUCAGCUAAUAGAAACUGUUCAAGAGCAAUUUAAUGAUAUUAUUUUAUUUGAUGAAAUUGAAAAAGAACAUUUACAAAUUUGGAAUAUUUUAUUAAAAAUUUUAAAUAACAGUUAUUUUAUUGUAAAUCAAAUAAUUAGUUUUCAAAAUACAAUUAUUAUAUUUACAUCAAAUAUUGGCGAACAAUUUAUUUUAGAAGAAAAUCAAAGUUUAUUAUCGACCACAGAAAAUUUAAAUGGAAAACUGUCUCAAACAAUAAAAGAUCAUAUUAUGAAAGAAGUUUGUUAUUUUUUUAAAUAA
Molecule: messenger RNA, 564 nt
Organism: Rotaria sp. Silwood2
Lineage: Eukaryota; Metazoa; Rotifera; Eurotatoria; Philodinida; Philodinidae
Source: the annotation of a GenBank genome assembly